CUGGGGAUAAAACGUGCAGCUUCAGAGAGGCCAGGGACAUUUGGGAGCACGAUGGCCAGAAGGACGGCGUGCACGUACCUCCGGGGGGUCGUCCUACUCGCCCUGUGGAGGCCGGCGCUGCAAGGAGGUGUGUUGAUACCUGCUGGGGGAGCAGUUGGAAAAGGUGCGAGUGCUGCAACUGGAUUCGGCCAGGGUGGAGCAGGAACUGGAUUUGGACCGGGUGGUGCAGGAACUGGAUUUGGACCAGGUGGUGCAGGAACUGGAUUUGGACCAGGUGGUGCCGGUACAGGAUUUGGUCCUGGAGCAGGAGGAGCCGGCCCUGGACAAGGAGUUGCGGGAGGUGGCUUCGGUGGUCAGGCACCCGGAGGUUUCAGGCCUGGCACCUAUGGUCCAGGCAGUGGUGGACCUGGAGGAUUUGGUGCUGGUGUCAAGCCUCCGAAAACAGGUGGUGCCUAUGGUGGUCAAGGCUUCGGUACAGGACAGGGAACUGGUCUAGGUGGAGCUGUGCCAGGUGGUAUUGGCGGCUAUGGAACUGGGCCUGGCGGAGCGCCAGCUGCUGGUUUUGGUCCAGGAGGUCAAGGCACAGGUGCUGGUGUCAAACCUGGGAAGUCAGGGUAUGGAGGCUUUGGGGCAGGGGGCACAGCUGGAGCAUUUGGAACCCAAGGAACUGGGGCCAACAGAGGUCAAGGUGCUGGAACAGGUCUCGUACCUGGAGGUGGCUUUGGAGGAGGUUACGGUCCAGCCAGUGGGAGUCAAGUUCCAGGAAGUGGUGGAAUAGGACCUAAACCCCCAAAGACUGGUUAUAGCUCAGGAGGGACAGGAUUUGGACCUGGUGGUGCAGCAGCUGGUCCUGGUGCGACAGGAUAUGGGCCUGGUGGAGCAGGAUAUGGGCCUGGGGGUGCCGGAGUUGGGCCUGGGGGAGCAGGAGUUGGUCCUGGUGCAACAGGUUUUGGGCCUGGAGGUGCAGGAUUCGGGCCAGGUGGAGCAGGAGUUGGGCCCGGGGGUGCAGGUUUUGGGCCUGGAGGUGCAGGAUUCGGGCCAGGUGGAGCAGGAGUCGGGCCCGGGGGUGCAGGGUUUGGGCCUGGAGGUGCAGGAUUUGGACCAGGUGGAGCAGGAGUCGGGCCCGGGGGUGCAGGGUUUGGGCCUGGAGGUGCAGGAUACGGGCCAGGUGGAGCAGGAGUCGGGCCUGGAGGUGUAAAUGCAUUUUUGCCACAAGGUGGUGCUGCAGGGAUGGGACCAGGUGGGAAGAGUAGCGGCAAAUCAUCAAAACAACUUCCAGGUGUCGGGGUUCCUGGACUCUAUCAAGGGGGAUUUGUACCAAGUCAAGACUUUGGAGGACGUGGUGUCCUCCCUGGAGUGGCAACUGGUUCUGGACUUGGGUCUCAGGCAGGUGCCGGGGUACUUGGCCAGGGCGGUGCUGGUCAAGGAAGCGACAACAGUCGAGGACAGCAACUGCCAGGGAUUUUUCGUGGGUACCCUCUGAUAUCACCAAAGUCAGGAACAGGAAAGUCGAAGAGCCCGGCCAAAGCUGCAGCUAAAUACGGUGGCGCUGGAGGAGGUGGCAAUUUAGGAGUUGGCACUGGCGGACUCCCUGGUGGAGGGCUAGGUUUUCCUGGCUUUGGAGGUGGAGCUGGAACGGCUGGGGGACCUGGAGCGGUUCCCGGAUAUGGGGGCGGAGCUGGAACAGCAGGUGGACCUGGAGCUGUUCCUGGAUAUGGUGGUGGAGCUGGAACAGCAGGUGGACCAGCAGCUGUUCCUGGAUAUGGGGGUGGAUCUGGAACAGGAUAUGGUCCUGGAUCAGCCAAAGCACGCAAAUAUGGUCAGCCUGGUGGUGCCAGCACUGGUAUGACUGGAGGGCUUGGUGUACCGGGAGGAAGAGCUGGUGUUAACACAGGAGUUCCCGGAUAUGGUCAAGGUGGUGCGGUCACUGGUCCAGGAUAUGGUCCAGGUGGUGCCGGCAGUGGUCCUGUAGGAGGUGGUUACGGACCAGGUAGUACUGGCCCUGGACUAGGCGGAGCUGGGACAGGAAUAGGAUCUGGAGGUUAUGAUGCCAAUGCCAAAGCUCGCAAAUACGGCAUGUACAGUGGAGCUCUGGGAAGUCAAGGAAUAAGUACUGGAGGUGUAGGUCCUGGUGGUGCUGGUACAGGCUUCAGACCAGGAGGCGGAGGUGGACCUGGAGGUGUUGGCACAGGUUAUGGCCCAGGAGGAGUGGGGCCCAAUGGUGUUGGAACAGGAUUUGGACCAGGAGGAGUCGGACCAGGAAGUGCAGGAAAAAGCUACGGAAAAAGUGGAGUUGGAGCUGGUGGUGCUGGCACAGGCUAUGGACCUGGGGGAGUAAGGCCUGGUGGUGCUGGGACAGGGUUUGGACCAGGAGGAGUCGGACAAGGUGGGGCAAGUAAAAGCUAUGGACCAGGUGGAAUUGGAACUGGUGGUGCUGGCGCAGGCUAUGGACCAGGCGGAGUAAGGCCAGGUGGUGCAGGUACAGGCUUUGGACCUGGAGGCGUCGGACCUGGUAGUGCAGGUAAAGGCUAUGGAGCAGGAGGUGUCGGACCUGGUGGUGCUGGCACGGGUUAUGGACCAGGAGGAGCAGUUGCACCGGGUGGUACUAGCACAGGUUAUGGACCGGGGGGAGUAAGGCCGGGCGGUGUUGGUACAGGGUUUGGACCAGGAGGAGUCGCACCUGGCGGUGCCGGAAAAAGCUAUGGACCAGGAGGAGUCGCACCUGGCGGUGCCGGAAAAAGCUAUGGACCAGGAGGAGCCGUUGGACCUGGUGGUGGAGGCACUGGUUAUGGACCAGGAGCUGUUGGACCUGGUGGUGCCGGUGCUGGUUUUGGACCUGGCAGGGGAUUUGUGCCUGGCGGUGCAGGUACCGGCUAUGGACCAGGAGCAGGAGCUGGGCCUGGAGGUGCUGGCACUGGAUUUGGACCAGGAGCAGGAGUUGGCCCUGGAAGUGCUGGCACUGGAUUUGGACCAGGAGCAGGAGUUGGGCCUGGAGGUGCUGGCACUGGAUUUGGACCAGGAACAGGAGUUGGGCCUGGAGGUGCAGGAUAUGGACCCGGAGGUUAUGCUGGUGCCAAGGCUCGCAAAUAUGGUCUUCCUGGGGGAACCAAGGGUGCAGGAGGACUUGGUGUUGGAACUGGACCAAGUUCUGGCCAAGGAGUGACAGGAGGGUUCCAAGGACAAGGUACUGGGCAAACAGCUGGACGAGGAGCAGGUGCAGGACAAGGGGCAGGUGGAUUACCUGGUUCUGGUGUUGGAACUGGAGGAGGACCUGGUGGCUUUGGACAGGGUAGCACAGGAGCUUCUCCUGGUGGGGCCAAGUCUCUCAAAUACGGGCUUCCUGGUGGCAGUGGAACUCCUGUGUCGGGUCAAGAUGGAAGAGUAGGUGGCACUGCGGGGACCGGAGGAGCUCUGGGGACUGGUGGAAACGGAUAUGGACCUGGGGUUGCGCCUGGUGCAGGUUUUGGACAAGGCGGAGGCUACAAUGCAGGGACAGGAACUGGAUAUGGACCAGGUUAUGGAGCUGGAGAAAAGGCUGCCAAAUACGGUCAAGGUGGUGCCGGUGGUGGUGCAGGAGCAGCACAAGGAGGCUUUGGAACAGGAGGUUUUGGAACAGGCACACCAGGUCAAGGUUAUGGUACAGCAGGAUCCAAGGCUGACAAAUACGGUCUACCUGGUGGAGUGUCACCUGGAGCCGGUACCAAUGCUCCAAUCAACGGCACUGGCGUUUACACGAACGGAACCCGCACCAGGGGUGGUGCUCGCACAACAACCAGACCUGGUGGACGUGAUGCUGCACGAGGCACGCUAGCGCCGUUGCCAGCAGGUGGACGCGGUGCUGAAGUGGGAAAGGACGGAAAAGACAUUGAUGGAGGUGAGGGUGGUCCAGGUGUGAUUGAGGGGUCUGGCAUUGCUGCAGGAGAAGGGGGAUUUGGAGGAAGACCAUUUGGCGCUGGAAAUGACGGAGAUGGUAUGAAGGGCACGGGAAUUCCCAUCCUUGGAGCAAAACCAGGUAUCGGUGGAACUCCACUUCCAGGUUCCACAGGAGCUGCACCUGGUGGUGGAAGAGCUGUCCAACCAACCGGUGCAAUCGGCGUACUGCCUGGUGCUAAACCUCUCAAACCUCCAGGAGUCCCAAGAGGGGAUACACCAGGUGAAGGAGAGGGCGAAGCGGGUCCUUUUGGAGACAGAUUUAGCACAGGUGGAAGACAGACAGGAGUGGAAAGUACUCCUUCCAGUGCAGGAGCGGCAGGAGGAGUUUCAGGUGGUGUGAGAGGAACUGGAAGAGGAGGUGCCCCUGCAACUGGAACUGGAGUUGGACCAGGUGGCACAACUGCAGCAGUAGGAGGAACAAUAAAACCCUCCAAAGCAUACAACCCCGAUGGUACUAAAGUUGGAGCUUCACCUGGUGGAGUAGGGGGUGGCACUGCAGUAUUUGGAGGAGGUCCAGGAGGAGCUGGGUUCGGUCCUGGUGCAGUUGGAGGAGGCCAAGGAGGAGUUGGAUUUGGGCCUGGUGCAGUUGGAGGAGGUCCGGGUGGAGUUGGAUUUGGGCCUGGUGCUGUUGGAGGAGGUCAAGGAGGAUUUGGGGUUGGCCCUGGUGGCAUGGUGCCCGGCGGAGCAGGAACAGGUGCCGUGAAACCUGGAAAAAGUUAUGGUGCUGGUGGAGCGGGAGCUUUACCAGGUGGAGGUUUACGUUUUCCAAAUGGGGCUGGAGUGGGACAAGGAGGAAAACCAGGCAAAACAUAUGGGAGUUUUGGAGCAGGAAACCAAGGUGGUGUUGGGCCUGGUGGCUACGGUGGUCCUGGAGGUGUUGGUGCUACACCCGGGGGCUAUGGCACAGGAUUAGGGGGUUACGGUACCGUACCGGGAGGUUAUGGUGCUGGACCUGGAAGUUAUGGGGCCAAGACAGGAAGCAAGGGUGUUGGUGGUGGUGUCGGUGGAGCUGGGACCCUUGGAGCUGGAGCUGCUGGAGUUGGUCCUGGGGGUUUGGGAGGAGGAGCACGUUAUGGUGCUGGUGCUGGUGGACUGGGGGGAUAUGGCGGUUCAAGAUAUGGCGCUGGAAAACCGUCAAAAAGCUAUGGGGCAGGACCUGGGCAAGGUGGCUAUGGAGCUGGAAUGGGUGGAGCUGGUUCAAGUCCAGGCGGCUUCAGACCGGGUGGAGCUGGUUCAAGUCCAGGCGUCUUUGGACAGGGUGGCACUGGACCUGGCGGUUUUGGACUUGGCCCGGCAGGAGGAGGACUAGGUCGUGGUGGAGCUGGGACAGGAGGUUAUGGACCCGGUGGUUUUGCCACACCUGGCCUUAAUGGGAAUGGUGGCACAGGUCAAGGACAGGGUAUAAGGAAACCAAAUAAAUCUGGUUAUGGCUCACCCUCACUGGGUGGACCUGGCUAUGGCAAUGGUGGCUUUGGCCCAGGCAGUGCUGGCACAGGAACCGGUGGCUUUGGACCUGGCGGUGCUGGAGCAGGAACCGGUGGCUUUGGACCUGGCGGUGCUGGCACAGGAACUGGUGGCUUUGGACCAGGCGGUGCUGGCACAGGAACCGGUGGCUUUGGACCAGGCGGUGCAGGCACAGGAAUUGGUGGCUUUGGACCAGGCGGUGCUGGCACAGGAAGAGGUGGCUUUGGACCAGGUGGUGCUGGUUUUGGACCGAGUGGUUCUGCUAAAGGAAGGGGAGGCGUCGUACCAGGGUUUGCCGGUGUUGGACCAGGUGGCUAUGGACCUGGUGGUGCUGGCACCGGAACCGGUGGCCUUACACCUGGUAGUUUCAGACCUGGUGGUGCCGGUACAGGCGGCUUUACGGGAACAGGUGGAUUCCAUCCAGGCAGUGCUACCAAAGGAACUGGAGGCUUCAUACCAGGUGCUGGUGGUAUGGGAAACGGUAGAUUUGGACCAGGAGGUGCUGGAACAGGCAGCUUUGGACAAGGUGGCUUUGGUCCAGGCGGUGCCCGCACAGCAACAGGUGGCUUUGGACAAGGUGGCUUCAGUCCAGGUGGCUUUGGACCAGGUGGCCAACAAUUUGGAAAAGUGAAACCACUUACACCUGGAGGAGCUGGUUCUGCAGGCGUUGGACUUGGUGGCUACGGCUCACAAGGAUAUGGCCCAUCUGGAACUGGGACAGGGUCUUUUGGUUAUGGGCCUGGUGGACAAGCACUUGGAACAGGGAAACCUGCUAAAUCAGGUUAUGGCUCGUCGCUAGGAGGAGCAGGAUAUGGACCAGGCGGAGCUGCAAUGGGUGUUCCAGGAGCAGGAACUGGAGGACUUCUUGGAGGAGGUCAAGCAGGGGGGGCUCUCAAUAGCUUCGGAGGAGGAGCUGCUGGAGGCUAUCAAGGAUAUAUGGGGGCUGGACAAAAAUCAAGCGCCCAGAAAGCAGCUAAGUAUGCAGCCAUGCAGAAUUUCCUGGGAGCUGGAGCCUACAGAGGCGCUGGCUGUCAAGGUAAAUACUGCGGCCGAAUGAGGAAGUGAGAGAGCGGCAGACAGGAUGUGACCUCAUUGCAACAACAGCGGUGCUAGACUGAUUCCAUAAUCCCAGGCUGUACACAACCUACCUUGCAUUGGAGCCAGAGUUUCAGAACAUCACUGAGAAGUCGCCAGCUAAGCGCCAUGGUUCACAACUCAUUGGCGUCAAGAUUCCUUAAAGAUUUAAGGGAUCCUGACAUCCAUGCUGAGAACCGCUGGAAUGAGGACUAGAUAUUCUUGUAUGAAGUAUUGCUAAUGUUAGCCUGAUACCAACUGGGCUUGGAGAGGAUGUGCUGAGGACUCGGUCUAACUUUGACACUGCUGAUGAGGAACUACACACACUCAAUGUGAGAAGAUAAUGUAACAUACAACACACACACUAAAUGUGAGGUACUACAACAACCGAGUUGCCUCCAUCCAUUAAUGUGUUUGUUUGCUGUCUACUGUGCAUCACUGUACUAGUCUUUAACUUAUACUGACAACCAAGCUUGUUAUCUAUUUAGUCAAUUGUUACAAUUGCGUAUUAUUUUGUGCUACGCUCUACAUGUGCAAGUGCAUCGUUUGAUUCCUACAUGGUUGAUGAAUGUGUGUGAACUUUUUUUAGGGAGUAAAUGAAUCUCAGCUUGCACUCAAGUGGUGAUUUUCAUUGUUUCUAAUGAACAUAUGUUGCCAAUGGGCAAACACUUCCUGGUAGUGCUUUUCAAUAAAAGAAAUGGCGAACAAA
Nerophis ophidion (straightnose pipefish) is the source of this 7180-nucleotide messenger RNA. It is a transcript of the gene elnb, whose product is annotated as elastin b. Bases 52 to 6462 code for a protein of 2136 amino acids. The record is from RefSeq and is a predicted model, not a curated record. The transcript has 50 exons. NCBI's taxonomy places the organism in Eukaryota, Metazoa, Chordata, Actinopteri, Syngnathiformes, Syngnathidae.